Messenger RNA from Pseudocercospora fijiensis CIRAD86, 1788 nucleotides. RefSeq lists its product as uncharacterized. The transcript has 2 exons. Bases 1 to 1788 code for a protein of 595 amino acids. NCBI's taxonomy places the organism in Eukaryota, Fungi, Ascomycota, Dothideomycetes, Mycosphaerellales, Mycosphaerellaceae. The record is from RefSeq and is a predicted model, not a curated record. Gene Ontology annotation, cellular component: nucleus.
AUGGAUGCGCAGAUCCCAGAUGACGGCUUGAAGUGGUUUGGCGAAGGCUUCGAUGGCUUUCCGAGGCGCCUCCCAGACGAUUGCGUGGAGUGUAUCAUUCACGUCAUCGACCAGAAAUUGAACAGCUCCUCAGCGAUACGAGCAAGGCUUACCGAAAUCCUUCGCGCAGCAAACGAUUUGAAGAAGAGGCACCUCCGAGAUUAUAUCUGGCAGCGGCAGCAUUUUAACCUCAACCUCCUUCCAAGACCAGAUCUCGCCAGGUCCGAUAUUUCGCAGGCGUCAAAAGCCACACCGUUUCUCAAGGGCAGGACGGACUUUGGCGACUCGGUUGCUGAUGAGUGGCUCAUUGUUUGGCUUCUGCGGGAGCUCAGCUCACAGUUUCCCAAUGCCUGGAUCCGAGUUUACGACACAGAUGGCGAGUUCCUCCUCAUAGAAGCUGCGAAUGCGCUACCGAAGUGGCUGAAUCCAGAAAUUGCUGAGAACCGCGUCUGGAUGAAUGCAGGUCAUCUCAAGAUAAUUCCACUGGAAAAUGGCUUGACAUCGCAAAACCUGACUUUGCAAGACGCCCUCAACAUAAUCCGCCAAACCCCGGACAAGCUUUUGAUUGAAAGCGCUGUAGAGCAGGAAGCUUUUCACAGACUACGGGAGUAUCCUUACGCUAUCUCUUCUUCUCUGCACAACGGUCUCAUCACAAUUCCUAGAAGACUUGCGUACCUUCUGCACCGCAAUCCUGCCUAUAUCUCUCCUGCUAUUGAAGCGUUCUACCUGCGUGAUCCGAUCAGUCUAAAGCCACUGAGCACGAAAGAUACAGCCACGCUAGUCUUUGCACCAGAAGACUUCGUCACAGUCAGUCUCAAGUUCACCAAAGUCGGCUUCGCUCAGUUGCGGAGUCAAAUUUUCGAUGCUCCUCCAGCAUGGACGGGCAUCAUUCCAAGGCUUCAGGACGAGAAGGUGAUGGUGGGCAUGAAGCUUGCAUGCGGCUUUGAGAUACUGCUAUCCGAUCCUCAGAAUCAAGACAAUAGAGAAGUGCGCGAGAUGAAGCUGCUGUUGGAGGAUAUCGAAAGCGGCGAGGAAGUCCUGCCAGACGAUGCUGAAAUCUCAUCUUGGCCGAAGACUGAGGGCGAUGAGAAAUGGCUUGACAUUGAUUACAACGACUUCGAGAAGGAACUUUCGGGAAAAGCAGCAUCUGGUCAGCAGACAACUAAGGAUGGCUUUGGAGAUAAGGGUGCACAGGAAAAUCUGCGUAAGAUGGUGUCACGCUUCGAAGACUUCAUGAAAGACGACGAAGCUGGCGUGGAUGGUAUUGACGACAUCAGCGGUAGCGAGGACGGGGACUCAGAAGAUGACCUAAAAGCGGAGAAGUCGGAUAUUGAUGACGUGGAUUUCGAGAACGCCAUGCGUGAGACACAAGCCAUGCCGAAAGAGCAGCUUGAACAGAGCGGUCUUCUUGCAGAAGCUCGCGUAUUAGCGCUACAAGAUGCCGAAGAUGCAAGCGAUCUCGAGGAAGAUGAAGAAAUCCGCGAAAUCCUGCGAGCACUGGGAGAAGAGCUCCAAGGUCAUGGCGCACUCGAUCUGAGCAAUGGAAGGAUCAAGAAAGAUGAUGCAGAAGAAAUCGGACCUGGCGACGAAGAAUUGAUCUAUGAUUACGAAGACUAUAAUGAUGUGGAUUUGGGUCUUGCGGAGAAUAUGCUUGAGAGCUUCAAGGGCCAGGCUGGUAUGAGUGGACCUGCGGGAAACUUAAUGAGGUCGCUUGGUGUCAACAUGCCAAGGGAUGAAGAUGGCGAUUAG